Molecule: messenger RNA, 2719 nt
Organism: Megachile rotundata (alfalfa leafcutting bee)
Lineage: Eukaryota; Metazoa; Arthropoda; Insecta; Hymenoptera; Megachilidae
Biological process (GO): regulation of DNA-templated transcription
Molecular function (GO): zinc ion binding; DNA-binding transcription factor activity; sequence-specific DNA binding
Source: RefSeq, a predicted model, not a curated record
GCGGAUUCCGUGGACGCCGCUCGUACGCGCCUCGCGGGUACACGCUCGAGGGUGAGCUUCAACGGGAUAUCCUGUCACGCGGACGCGAGUGCAUCGUUCCUGGGAACGCUCGAAAUGCUGUGCGAUACCAGACCUCCAAUUGUGUGCUCUAACGCGGGAUGAUCUGUGGACUCCGUAAGCUGGUACGUGUUACAUCCCACGUUCAGUGAAGAGUUCUUGCGAAUGGAUAUUGAUACUGUGAUAGGUUGUGACUGUGCGUGCUGCAAAAUCUGCCUGGUCAGAAAAUCUUGUGUGAAGUUGAAUUCUUUGAAUUUGAAGCUUCCGGAUCAUGGAAGAGAGAGUGGACUGUAAAAUAUGUGACGUACACUUGGCGGACGUAAAAGAGAACAUCCGAUGGUCCGUCUGACGGGGACCGUGAGAAUCCACGAAGCAAUAGGGAAUUUUGAAGGCAGCAGGUUGUAAUACACGCACGAAAAUGUUGGGUCGCGACAUCGAACACGGAACAGACGGCUCGAGGGACCGGCGCGAACGGUUUACAUCGAGAGAUUAAAGAACAUCGAAUGGACGUGGGCGAUUUGUCCAGCUCGGCAGGAUUGGCUGGGAGCGGAUCCAUCCCUGCUGCAACGGGUGUUGGUAUCAUUACAAGUACGACAUCCGCCACCGUAGGGUGGUGGACGCCUACGUCGACGAUUGCCACGGCAGCGGCCAACACCGACGUGAUGAAUCAGCUCUGCAGGGUCUGCGGAGAGCCGGCCGCGGGUUUUCACUUCGGGGCCUUCACGUGCGAAGGUUGCAAGUCAUUCUUCGGUCGCACCUAUAACAAUCUAGGCAGCAUCUCCGAAUGCAAGAACGGCGGCGUGUGCGUGAUCAACAAGAAGAACCGCACCGCGUGCAAGGCGUGCCGUCUGCGGAAGUGUCUGAUGGUGGGUAUGUCGAAGUCGGGUUCCCGCUACGGCCGCCGCUCGAACUGGUUCAAAAUCCACUGCCUCCUUCAGGAACAGUCGCACCAGGCUCAAACGCGUCUGAUCAAGGACCCAAAGUCCGCGUACGAGAAGGCGUUCGGCUCGCUGGACGUGGCGAACAAUAACAACAACAAUAACGAGAACACCAGUAGCACUAGUGCAGCGAGCGUGGUGGGUAUGGUGACCACGACCACCACGACGGCGAACAGUUACCAUCACCACCACCAUCCGCACCAUCAGCCGGACAGGUUCCCGAAAAGGGACGAUAUCAGGCCGCAGGACCUCAACCAGUUAAGAACGCCCGACGUGCCUGCCAGAGCCAGUCAGGAUCCUCUCCUAAGGCCGGUGGACCUCGUGCGAGCUCCCCACGAGUUGCUCAGGCCGGAAGUGUCCAGGUUCCCCAUGUGGAGGGGUCCUCCGUUCUUCCAUCCGGCCCUGACGCACAUGCAGCUGCUGAACGCCCCGUUCUUCCCGUUCCAGCAACGAUUUAUUGUCCCGUACGUGAACCAGGUCGGUGCUCCCCAAAUGGUGGCGAGUCUGACCAGCUCGUCGAGCGACAGCGUGAGCCCCAGGUCGACGCCGUCCCCGAAGAGGGACGACGACAAUAGGAGUCCUCGCGAAGAGUGCAGAGGAGCCGAUCGACCGUGUCAGAGGAGUCAAACGGAAACGCACGAUAAGAGUCUGGCCUUCCUGCGCUCUCUGGGCCCGGAACAGGAAGAACCUAUCGAUCUGAGCAUGAAGAGCGGACGGACGGACGGACAGGUGGCGGACCCUGGUAGCACCGAGGAGGAGAGGUCGACGGACAGCGAGGACAACGAAUUGUUGCAGGACACGGGGCCGCCUCUUGAUCUUACUAGGAAGACGUGACCCGGAGCUAGCUCGUGAACAGCUUUUGAUAGUAAUUGAACUGGCUCCGGGUUGGAGUGCGUUGUCGAGGUCGUUGCUCGGGGAUUCAUGCCAGUUUCGCACAGAGACUCGCAUUGUAGUCUUUUCACUAAGAGAACGACUUACGAAGUCCGUUCGAGUGACCGGGAAAAGAAAACGGUUUCCAGCGAGGGAAUUGAACGGAGUAAUUUGGAUCGUGAAGGGAGGAGAAGAAGAAAGGGCCCCGCAUAGUGGGACCAAUGCAGGAAGCACGAAGUGGACGGGCCAUGUGUAGCCGUGCACAAAUGACUUUACGAUCGGCGAUCGGAUCGACGCAAAAUUGCUCAAGUCCUCGGUAUUAGCCGCCACGGUCCCUUUGGCCGGCUUUCAGCUUUGCCAGGUGUUCAUUGACGGAGUGGUCGAAGAUCAAACUCGAUACAUCGUUUCGCGGAGAGAUGUACGACGGACGAUUGUGCCUUAACCGGUGCCUUUGAGCUCUUGUACCGAGUAUAAAGAGAGAUAGAGAGUGCCAGUAAAAACCACGUGAUAGUUUAACGUUAAAUAAUAAGCGGCACGCGUACCACCUGCAAACGCGUGUCCAAGUAGAUAAAUACAUGUAUAUGUUCGUGUAUGUGUGUGCGUGAGUGAGCGUGUAAAUGCGAUCGAGGAAUCGGUGAGGGCGCUGAAGUAUCGCGAUAUCUCGAACCCUCGGGAAUGGCCAGUGUUUCGUUAAGCCGCAUCGAGAUUUAUUUAUGUUCAGUCUUUUAAUUUAACGCGAUCUAAUUACUCGUGUCUGAUUGCUUGGAUGCUGGUGUGCGCUCGUGAGCGAGCCCCAUGUUCAGAGUCUUGUGAUGUUUUGCACUUUGAUUCGAAGAAUAAAAAUUUUUAAUUCA